Oryctolagus cuniculus (rabbit) is the source of this 1679-nucleotide messenger RNA. It is a transcript of the gene RORC, whose product is annotated as RAR related orphan receptor C. The record is from RefSeq and is a predicted model, not a curated record. Gene Ontology annotation, cellular component: nucleus. Gene Ontology annotation, biological process: regulation of transcription by RNA polymerase II. NCBI's taxonomy places the organism in Eukaryota, Metazoa, Chordata, Mammalia, Lagomorpha, Leporidae. Gene Ontology annotation, molecular function: nuclear receptor activity; oxysterol binding; RNA polymerase II cis-regulatory region sequence-specific DNA binding.
GAGAGGAGAGGAGAGAUGGGAAGAGACGGGACAAGAAAGCUGCUGGCUGCAAAGAGGACCCACACCUCGCAAAUUGAAGUGAUCCCCUGCAAAAUCUGUGGGGACAAGUCGUCUGGGAUCCACUACGGGGUUAUCACCUGCGAGGGGUGCAAGGGCUUCUUCCGCCGGAGCCAGCAGUGUCACGUGGCCUACUCCUGCACCCGUCAGCAGAACUGCCCCAUCGACCGCACCAGCCGCAACCGGUGCCAGCAUUGCCGCCUGCAGAAAUGCCUGGCCCUGGGCAUGUCCCGAGACGCUGUCAAAUUCGGCCGCAUGUCCAAGAAGCAGAGGGACAGCCUGCACGCAGAAGUGCAGAAACAGCUACAGCAGCAGCAGGAACAAGCAGCCAAGACCCCUCCAGAGGGAGGCCAAGGAGCGGACGCCCUCACCUAUACCCUGGGGCUCCCGGAUGGGCAGCUGCCCCUGGGUGCCUCGCCUGACCUGCCCGAGGCCUCUGCCUGUCCCCCAGGCCUCCUGAGAGCCUCGGGCUCUGGGCCCUCGCAUUCCAGCAACUUGGCCAAGCCCGAGCUCGACGGGGCUUCAUACCACCUUGAAUACAGCCCUGAGCGGGGCAAGGCUGAGGGCAGAGAGGGCUUCUUUGGCACAGGCAGCCAGCUGACCCCUGACAGAUGUGGACUUCACUUUGAGCAACCCAGGCAUCCUGGGCUCGGGGAGCCAGGCCAGGGCUCAGAGAGCUACAGCAGCCCCGGUUUCUGCAGCACCCCAGAGGCGCCUUAUGCUUCCCUGACAGAGAUAGAGCACCUGGUGCAGAACGUUUGUAAGUCCUACAGAGAGACUUGUCAGCUGCGGCUGGAGGACCUGCUCCGGCAGCGUUCCAACGUCUUCUCCCGGGAGGAGGUGACCGGCUACCAGAGGCAGUCCGUGUGGGAGAUGUGGGAACGCUGCGCCCACCACCUCACUGAGGCCAUCCAGUACGUGGUGGAGUUCGCCAAGAGGCUCUCGGGCUUCAUGGAGCUCUGCCAGAACGACCAGAUCGUGCUCCUCAAAGCAGGAGCUAUGGAAGUGGUGCUGGUCAGAAUGUGCAGGGCCUACAACGCCGACAACCACACAGUCUUUUUCGAAGGCAAAUACGGUGGCAUGGAACUGUUCCGAGCCUUGGGCUGCAGCGAGCUCAUCAGCUCCAUCUUUGACUUCUCCCGCUCGCUCAGCGCCUUGCGAUUUUCCGAGGAUGAGAUUGCCCUCUACACGGCGCUUGUUCUCAUCAACGCCAGCCGGCCGGGGCUCCAAGAGAGAAGGAAAGUGGAACAGCUGCAGAGCAAUCUAGAGCUGGCCUUUCACCACCAUCUCUGCAAGACUCAUCGUCAAGGCAUCCUGGCAAAGCUGCCGCCCAAGGGGAGGCUCCGGAGCCUGUGCAGCCAGCACGUGGAAAAGCUGCAAAUCUUCCAGCACCUCCACCCCAUCGUGGUCCAAGCUGCUUUCCCCCCACUCUACAAGGAACUGUUCAGCACUGAGAUCGAGCCCCCAGAGGGGCUGUCCAAGUGACCCGCCCAGGGGGUGGGGACUCCCUUCCUCUGCCUGUGGCCUGCCGGCCUGCCGGCCUGCCUCCCUGAACCCCGUUCUACCCUCAGCCCCCUCCUGUCCCGUCUCCUCUGGAGGUGUGCUCCCUGCCUCUUUUUUGG